AUAAAGCGGGCACAGCUGCACCGACUGGGGUCCCUUUGUGUGAGUGUGUAUGUGCAGGCGACACAGUUCGAGUCCCCCUCUUUGUAUUUGAGAGAGUAGCAUUAGUGUGUGAUGCUCCUGCGGCGCUGAGAGAAAACCGGUCGGAGGAGGUGAACGGGUUCGGUACUCGGUUGGAGGAGCUGGUGUGACGUAGCGGUGCGCACCCACAUAGACACACACUCAGACACACACACAGGCUGCCGCUGCUGCGCCUGCCAGGAUCUCAAUGUGGGGAAAUGACCGCGAGUGACCUCAGAGGAAACACUGGAUUUUAGCGCCGCUUGGUUUCUUAUUGUAUUUCACACAAUUGAACAAUAAUGUGUGUUAGGUUUUAGCUCGACGUCUUCCGGUCAACAGCAACGUUUCAUCCCGGGAGCGAUUUGCGGUGUCUCGGUUAGCUGUGCUAAUAUCAGCUAAGCUAAGCUAAGCUAACAGCGUCCUCACCCCCUCCCACCCCAGCUUGUCACUGCCAGCGGCGGGGAUUCGACGGUUCGUCUCCCGCAGAUGCUAAGCUAAGCUAGGCGAAAGACUAGGAGCUGCCGCCAUGGAUAAAGCGAAGUCAAUGAUGGACAAGAAGGGAGCGUCGGGACCUUUUCAUGUCAACAACGGGCAGAGCCAGCGGGGGUGCAAUGGCCACGUCGCUGUGGCGGCGAACGGCGGCUGCUGCAGCGGCGCUGGGUUCGGCUCGAGCCCCGGACACAGCAGCAGCAGCAGCAGCAGCGGAGGAGGAGGCGGCGGCGGCGGCUGCAGCUCGUUUGACAGCAUGCACCACCUGCACCGCGGCGAGGAACCGGAGUGCAACGGCUCCCCGGCCAAGAGGUGCAGGCUGCGGCGGAGGACUGAGUCGGUGAGACGGAACAGACCCCCCUUCCCCUGGUUCGGUAUGGACAUCGGUGGCACCCUGGUGAAGUUGGUGUACUUUGAGCCGGUCGAUAUCACUGCAGAGGAAGAACAGGAAGAAGUGGAAAACCUGAAGUCCAUCCGCCGCUACCUCACCUCAAACGUGGCCUAUGGUAAAACGGGGGUCCGUGACGUCCACCUGGAGUUGAGGAACCUGACCAUGUGCGGCAGGACGGGGAACCUGCACUUCAUUCGCUUCCCUACACAGGCCAUGCCCCGUUUCAUCCAGAUGGGACGUGACAAGAACUUCUCCAGCCUGCACACGACACUCUGCGCCACCGGAGGCGGGGCCUACAAGUUCGAGAACGACUUCAGAACGAUGGCCGACCUGGAGCUGCUGAAGCUAGACGAGCUGGACUGCCUGAUUCGUGGACUGCUGUACGUCGACCGGGUGGGCUUCAACGGACACCCCGAGGGCUACUACUUCCAGAACCCGUCAGACACCCAGAGCUGCGUGAAGAAGACCUGCACCCUGGAUAACCCCUUCCCCAUGCUGCUGGUCAACAUCGGCUCCGGGGUCUCCAUCAUGGCCGUGCACUCGCCGAGCGACUACAAACGGGUGACUGGGACCAGUCUGGGAGGUGGAACAUUCCUGGGCCUCUGCUGCCUGCUGACGGGAUGCGAGACGUUCGAGGAGGCGUUGGAAAUGGCCGAAAAGGGCGACUCCACCAACGUGGACAAGCUGGUGAAAGACAUCUACGGAGGAGACUACGAGCGCUUUGGCCUGCAGGGCUCUGCUGUCGCAUCCAGUUUUGGUCACAUGAUGAGCAAAGACAAGCGAGACAGCAUUUCUAAGGAAGACUUGGCCAGAGCCACGCUGGUCACCAUCACUAAUAAUAUAGGAUCCAUUGCACGGAUGUGUGCUGUCAAUGAGAAAAUCGAGCGAGUUGUGUUCGUUGGGAACUUCCUUCGCAUCAACACGGUCUCCACAAAGCUUCUGGCCUACGCCAUGGACUUCUGGUCCAAAGGACAACUACGAGCCCUCUUCCUGGAACAUGAGGGUUACUUCGGGGCCGUGGGUGCACUGAUGGAGCUGCACAAGACAACAGAAGACCCUUAAAGGCCGCUGCGUGACAUCAUCGUCCCUCGACAGGACGAUGUCUCCACCUCUGGAUGAUGUGACGUCGUCCACUUUUGACGCUGCUGAAAGGUCCCGUUCUCAGAGGCCACUAAAGGAACACUGAGCGGGGGACACAGAAACUGAAAAAAGCCAUUUUAAUAAUUUAACAUGUGUAAAUAGUGAUAACCUCUAACGUGAAUCUUCUUAAUUUCCCAAAUAGAGUCGGCCUAUCGUAGAGGUUUUAAUAUUGUGAUCUUUAAUUUAUGGUUUCCUGUAAUUUUCUGCUGCUCUGUGGAUUCCUGUCGGGAGACACGGAGUGUUUCAGUGAUCUUUGUUACGCUGUGUGUGUCUGUGUGCAUGUGCGUGUGAGUGUGUGAGAAAACCUACUGUAGCAUUAAGUCCUGGAGGCUGUGGUGUCCCUGUCGACUAUUUGUGCAACAAGAUACUAUGUCAACACAGAAAUGAAGUUGCUCUCUAAUGAGUGACUGAGCAUGUUUAACCCCCAGAGACUCACAGCAGCAUCACGUCGCCUCCGGCCGUCACCUGUCGGCUCGCAGACGGACAGAAAUAGACAAACGUUUCGGACAUUUUGGCAUUAGCUGAGGCUCGGGAGGCAUUUUGUUGUUGCACAAAAAGUGGCCCAGGACACCUCAGUCUUUUUAGGGAAGUGCACUGAAGCCAAAUCCUAUUGAGAUUCGUUCAACGCCUGCCUCCUACACAGAGGAGGCAGAUAAACAGUCUUUAUUCUCUCUGUGUUGUUCCACUACAAAUGGCCUUUUUGUUUUUUUUGUCCAUCUCUCCUCCAUCUACCUUCAGCUCAUCAUUAACACGUUCACGCCUCACCUGCUGAGUUCAGUGUUACCCAGCGGGACCAAGACAUUGUCUUCCAGUAGUUUGUGCUACAGCCGGGUCGUAGAAGUGUCUUCUCGCCAGUCGGUCUCAGCGACCCCUGUUUGUGUUUGAAACACUGUGGGAUUUAGUUUCUCUCUGUUGGGAAUCGUCUUUUCUUUUCCUCUUCGCCUCGUCAGUGUCCAGCUCGAGGACACUUCAGCCGCUCGUUGGCCUGAUUCCUCGUCCUGUAGCUCCUCUAGCUUCCUGCUGCCUUGUUUGGGUGAAGCAUUGUGAUGCGACGAGGCUCUCGGGCUGAGCCAGUGUGAUGCUAACGCGCCAUGUGAAACCGGGCAUUUAUAAAAAGCUCUUGACGCAUAUGCAGAAGAAUGCCGUCACCUGCUGGGAGACAAUAGGGACCAGGAUGCUUGACGGCCUGUGUCGUCCCUCCUGCAAAAUACACAGAUGCAAAUUUGCCAGCAACACAAUCCGCUCAUUUACUGUUUGUGUAAAUUUGCUGAUUGGCGGUUUGUCGUCAUCGUGCUGCUGCUUAGACGACAUCUAGAGAAACAGUGGGGAAGAACUGUAACCCUACACUUACAGGAGACUGAAAACUGAUCUGCAAACAUUAUGUGAAGUUGCAAUUUUACAUUACAUGCACAUACUAAAGUCUGACAGCUGAAAAGACGCUGCUGCUUCACCCGUGAGCUCACGAGACGCUGGCAGUGAAGCAUGUUGAAUUCAUUGAGAUGAUAACUGGACCACGAGUGUUGCGCUCUACCCCCCCCCCCCCCCCACACACACACACCUCCUUCACCCUGAGCCUCCACAACAGCCUCUAAUCUCUGUUCGCUGUAAAGAACUGGACCCCGCAGCCUGUUGUGUGUAUUUAUUACCUCCGUCUUCUUGCCUUUUACUUUCCACGGAUCCCUUCAGAUCCUCACUGCUGACACGCUUUGCUUUGUGGCUCUUCUCUGUGUCUCUGAGCCGAGGUGCUACAGCCCAGCACUGGAAUAAUGAAGGGGAAGCCCUGACUAGCAGGCUGAGCGUUGUGCAGGUACUCUGAAUCGACCGACUGCGGUUUUCUCUGAUUAAUGACGUGAGUGAGGUUUUAUCCAAUGCAACUCACCAUAUGUAACAUUUUAAAAAGUUAAGCUGGAGAAUUUCUUUAUACUUGCGAAUGAAUAAUGGAAUAAUCACUCUUAGCAGAGAGCGCCCUCUGUAGUUUAAUAUACUGAGAGUCGUUUCUUCCCCUGUGGUUACAUUAAGUCUCUUGGCUUAUUAAAUGCCAACGCUCACGCAGGUAAAUCUGCGGUUUGAUACCAUUUCAAGUAUUUAAUCCUCCGUGUGCUCCAUCGUGAUGCUGCAGAUAUUCUGUUCAGGUGCUUUCUCAUCUAUUUCUCUUAUCCUCAGACUUUGCCUUUUCUCCUCCAGCUCAUGUCUGGAUGAUGUGUCCGUGGCCUCGACCGGUCGGGCGCCGCUCGGCCGUCGGUUAUCUCGUGCCACCUUCUCUUUUAUUCUGAAAUCCCCGAUCUGUUGCCUUCGCCGUGUGUUUUAUCCCACGUUCGUGCCCUUCGGUUUCCUGUGUGGUUUCUCAACUUUACCUCAAUGUGUUGUUCUUUUAUGUUCAGCUUUCACUCUUUGCUUUCUGUCUUCUUCUUUUUUUGUGUUUUGCCAUAAUACUGUAACAGAGGAUUCAGUGCAGUUAACACACAUUAACAGUUUGAAGCCCAGUGUUUUGGUUUUCACGGUUCUCCUGCUUCAACGUGUUUCCUCUCAAAUCUGAGACGAGAACUUUUCAAUGGUUUUGGCAACAGUUUGAUUUGGGAACAAUUUUUUUUUUUUUUUUCAAUUUUGAUCCUGCUUUUGACAAGCAAUGUGAGUGAAUGUGCUUUUCAUGUCAUUUGAAAAUACUGUUGUGGUGAAUUUAUUUUAUUUUCUCUGUUGGCACAAAAAGAACCAGUGUGAUUGUUGAAAUGUAAAACCCUGCUGUGAUGUGCAGCACUUAUAGAAGUGGAACCUUUUAAAAACACACAUCAUCACUGUCCUGCAGAAGCUUUUUAAAAACGCGUGGUUUCAACAUUUAUUCUGGGCUUUUCACUAUUUAGCUCAGACCUGAGGUCAGUGCAAUCUGUUAUUGGAAAUAGAUAAAGGAAGACAAACAGGAAACAUUUAAAUAUGAUAAACAAAGUCUGCAGAAUAUUGAUGACCUGUGUUUUAAAGUUGUUUUUUCAUGUUGUUUUUAAAGUUCUCCUGUGUUUAGUGAUGGUGAAAUUACAAGUUCUAACAUCAUUACACUAAUUUGAAACAGUAAUAUCAUUGCUUCAGAUACUUUACUAUUCUUGAACCUAAUAUUGUUCUAAUCUAUCGCUGCAGCUUCUUUGUUUCAAUCUGCAAAAGAACUAAAGGAUUUUAAGACUGAGCGUUGGGGCCUAUUGAAGAAAGUAAAUCAGAGAUUUCCGGAAUAAAAUAAUAUUGCGAGAAUAAAGAAAAUGCAGAACCCGUGAUGCCAGAGUUCCUGGAUCCAAAAUCUUUAAUCUAAACAACCUUAGAAAUCCCUUUUGAAUAAGAUUUAUAGAUUAAAGUCCAAAAAGUUUGUGGCCCGAAUGCUCAGUCCUAGAAUUUAAAACCUUUACAUAAACUGUGUGAAUGUUCAGUCGAAGCAGUAUCACAUCUCUAAAGUGUUUGAAACGUUCUCUACAGCACAGAUCCACUGAGAAGUCGAUCAUCACUUUUAAAGCAAUGAUUUCUUUCCCGUUAUCCCGAGUGAGGAUGUUGUUUGUUUUUAAAACCUGAUAGUUGACGUGAGGGUUUGAACCUCCGCGACCUGUUGUCGGGUUCACGUCCCAGAUCAGUGUGAAUUUCUUUGGUUUAAAGUACCCGCUGAAUAACAAAGCUAACUUCAUCCAUAGUGGGAUCUAACUAAAAGGCUAUGCAGCAGCACGUGUGUCCCCUUUAACUAACUCAUCUCUGAACCGUCACAGUUAAUUUGACCCGUUUGUUAAUAUGUGUUUUUUAAAAACAUAUGCAACCCUGUUAGUUCCCUCCGGUUGGAGUCUGGACGGAGAGUUUGUGUCCUGCUGAUUGAGUCGUUAACUCUAUUUAAUGUGGAUGUUUGCAACAGGGUGUGGUCGACUGUUGUUUCAGUGCGAGCGCCGCGAUGGAGAGAAGUUUUGUUUUUUUGAAUGUUUCAUGACGGACCUCCGCCUUUUUCCAAACUGUGUGUAAAAGUGGUAGUUGGUAUAUUCUGGUGUUUUAUCUUCUCAUAGAGUUACUUCAGGGUAGAUAGAGAAAAGUAAACGCCUUGUUGUUUUCCAACCUUGUCACACUGGUGUCAGUCAGUGUUCCUUGUGACCUGUUCCUCGUCUUAUAUUGUUUCACCCCCCCCCCCCCCCCCCUUAACUAAAUCCUUUUCCGGAGGUCGAACAUCCUGUUGCAUGAACACAUCCACUCUUUAAACUCUCCUCUUGAAUGCUUGACUGGCAGGGGGAAAAAAAAAAACUGUUUCAACCCUUGUGUAUUUAAUUGUACAGAGAUUUUUUUUGUAAAUAGUAUUAAUAUGAUAUAUUCUACACCAGCAAUCUGUCUGUUGAUGAAGUGGAUUCAGCGGGUCAGGGCCUCAGAGCAGACAGAACACGACGCAUCGAGACAAACCAACUUCUCUCUGCAGCUUUAUCACACUCAUCAGAAUCUUUACCAGAGCUGCGGUGAUUGGUUGUUAGAAGAAUACGUGAAGAAAUGUGUGUUGAUUUCCUCUUGGUAGAUGGUUGAUGGGAUUUUUGUUUAGGAAUAGAUAUAUUUCAACAUGUUUUUGUGAUUGUCUAAAGUUCUGCAGACUGUCUGAUAGGAAAACUUUACAUUUAUUGUCACUUUAAUAUAUUUUAAAUGCGUUGGAAAUUCUGAACUGUGAUUGACAACUGAAAUAAAAGUCUUUUUAGGAGGAGUGUUGGUUAAAUUGGACAUUUCCUCUACAAUUUGUUGUGUUUUAUGUUUAACGUGAGAACACCGCGGUCCUGAUGCCCGUUUUCUGUCUGCUGGAGUUCGACGCCGGUUCCUCACCUCGGCUUCUCCGUGAUCUGGAUCCGAGUGUGAACCUUCGAGGAUCCCACUGCUGGUUGUUGGCAUCAGUUCUGCUGCUGCUUUUAACUCUGGUUUGGAAAAUAAAGAAAGGAAGAAAGGGUUUUAAAAAAAAAAGAAAAGACGAUUAACAAAAGGCUCCCUGCCUUGUGCAAUGUGUAUGUACUGAAGUGGAGAGAUUUCUUUUUCUUUUUCUAAAAAUGAAUUAAACUAAAACUGGAUGAGAUAA
Messenger RNA from Pleuronectes platessa (European plaice), 7133 nucleotides. RefSeq names its product pantothenate kinase 1a (gene pank1a). Gene Ontology annotation, molecular function: ATP binding; pantothenate kinase activity. The transcript is spliced from 8 exons. The record is from RefSeq and is a predicted model, not a curated record. Gene Ontology annotation, cellular component: nucleus; cytosol. Lineage: Eukaryota; Metazoa; Chordata; Actinopteri; Pleuronectiformes; Pleuronectidae. Gene Ontology annotation, biological process: coenzyme A biosynthetic process. Bases 584 to 1999 code for a protein of 471 amino acids.